Molecule: messenger RNA, 1185 nt
Organism: Procambarus clarkii (red swamp crayfish)
Lineage: Eukaryota; Metazoa; Arthropoda; Malacostraca; Decapoda; Cambaridae
Source: RefSeq, a predicted model, not a curated record
GCAACUGGCACCCCUGGCAGCGAGGCAUCUGGCAUCCCUGGCAGCGAGGCAUCUGGCACCCCUGGCAGCGAGGCAUCUGGCACCCCUGGCAGCGAGGCAUCUGGCACCCCUGGCAGCGAGGCAACUGGCACCCCUGGCAGCGAGGCAACUGGCACCCCUGGCAGCGAGGCAUCUGGCAUUCCUGGCAGCGAGGCAUCUGGCACCCCUGGCAGCGAGGCAUCUGGCACCCCUGGCAGCGAGGCAUCUGGCAUCCCUGGCAGCGAGGCAUCUGGCACCCCUGGCAGCGAGGCAACUGGCACCCCUGGCAGCGAGGCAACUGGCACCCCUGGCAGCGAGGCAACUGGCACCCCUGGCAGCGAGGCAACUGGCACCCCUGGCAGCGAGGCAACUGGCACCCCUGGCAGCGAGGCAUCUGGCACCCCUGGCAGCGAGGCAACUGGCAUCCCUGGCAGCGAGGCAACUGGCACCCCUGGCAGCGAGGCAUCUGGCACCCCUGGCAGCGAGGCAACUGGCAUCCCUGGCAGCGAGGCAACUGGCACCCCUGGCAACGAGGCAACUGGCAUCCCUGGCAACGAGGCAACUGGCAUCCCUGGCAGCGAGGCAACUGGCACCCCUGGCAGCGAGGCAACUGGCAUCCCUGGCAACGAGGCAACUGGCACCCCUGGCAACGAGGCAACUGGCAUCCCUGGCAACGAGGCAACUGGCAUCCCUAGCAGCGAGGCAACUGGCAUCCCUGGCAACGAGGCAACUGGCACCCCUGGCAGCGAGGCAACUGGCAUCCCUGGCAACGAGGCAACUGGCACCCCUGGCAGCGAGGCAACUGGCACCCCUGGCAACGAGGCAACUGGCAUCCCUGGCAGCGAGGCAACUGGCACCCCUGGCAGCGAGGCAACUGGCACCCCUGGCAACGAGGCAACUGGCAUCCCUGGCAGCGAGGCAACUGGCAUCCCUGGCAGCGAGGCAACUGGCAUCCCUGGCAACGAGGCAACUGGCAUCCCUGGCAACGAGGCAACUGGCACCCCUGGCAGCGAGGCAACUGGCAUCCCUGGCAACGAGGCAACUGGCAUCCCUGGCAGCGAGGCAACUGGCACCCCUGGCAACGAGGCAACUGGCAUCCCUGGCAGCGAGGCAACUGGCACCCCUGGCAGCGAGGCAACUGGCACCCCUGGCAGCGAGGCAACUCAG